Molecule: messenger RNA, 2421 nt
Organism: Acanthopagrus latus (yellowfin seabream)
Lineage: Eukaryota; Metazoa; Chordata; Actinopteri; Spariformes; Sparidae
Product: homocysteine-responsive endoplasmic reticulum-resident ubiquitin-like domain member 2 protein
Exons: 9
Coding region: 336-1493 (385 amino acids)
Biological process (GO): endoplasmic reticulum unfolded protein response
Molecular function (GO): protein binding
Source: RefSeq, a predicted model, not a curated record
UGACACUUCUACCAGUAGGUGGCGGUACUGCGCAGUACACGUUGAAUCUGGACAACAUCCCGAAAUCCACCGAAGAAGAAGAAGAACGCCAGGUUCAGGCAGGGAUUGGAGUUACAAGUAGGCUGUGUGUUUCGGUCACUGGGGGUCAACACAGGCUCUGUUCAGAAGGACUAGAAACACCUUGCAGCUGCAGCAUUAGCAACGUCAAGCUAUACAUAUCGUUAAAUGUUGCUCCAAUGGUACCAGGAACCCACUGUUAGCAGGUCUGUACCCAGUACUCUGACAGGGUAGUCCAGAUUAUUUUGUUUCCCACUGGAGGCAAAUGGUUUUGAGUCAUGGAUCAAGGUGUUGUGGACAGUCCCGUUACACUAGUCAUCAAGGCCCCCAACCAGAAGUACGAUGACCAGACCAUCAACUGUUACCAGAACUGGACCGUGGAGAAGCUCAAGGCACACCUGUCAGAUGUCUACCCAAGUAAACCAAGCUCCAAAGACCAGAGGCUGGUGUAUUCUGGGAAGCUGCUUUUGGAUCACUUCACCUUGAAAGACGUGCUCAGAAAGCAGGAUGAGUACCAUAUGCUCCAUCUGGUGUGCUCCUCUCGAACUCCUCCCAGCUCCCCGAAGCCCCCCCGCAGCCACAGUAACAAGCCUCAGGAGAACUCAGCUGGUCCCACGCCCCUUCAAAACUCUAACAGUCCCGUCACUGGUCAACAUAGCCAGUCAUCUACAGCAGAGAGCAGUGAUGGACUCAGACAGCGAGCUGGCCCCUUCCCUGACCAACACAUGUAUCUACAGUAUAUGCACAGCUGGAAUCAGUACUCUCCACAGCCGACACCUCCCACAAACAUGAUGCCUGCUUAUUACAACCCCAUGACUCUAAUGUGGUGGCAGCAGCUGUACGCUCGGCAGUACUUCCUGCAUUAUCAGUUACUGGCUGCCUCCUCGCAGCACCUCAGGCCGGGCCAGCCCUCGGCUCAGUCCAACCAGCCCGAUCCUCUGAGCCAGCGGCCUCAGGCGGACCGUCGCGGCAACCCGGAAGUCCAGAUGAACGCCCAGGGAGGGGAGAUCCUGAACGAGGAGGAGCUGAACCGGGACUGGCUGGACUGGGUGUACACAUUUUCACGCGCCGCGAUCUUACUCAGCGUAGUUUACUUCUACUCCUCCUUCAGCCGCUUCGUCAUGGUGAUGAUGGCCAUGCUGGUGCUUUACCUGCAUCAGGCUGGCUGGUUCCCCUUCAACCUGGAGAACGAGCUCCAGCUUCCUGGAGACGGAGCCAACCAGGACGACAUGGAGGGAGAGCCGCAAAACCACGACUUACAAGAAAUGGAAGGAGGGCUGGAUGAUGGCUCGGACGACGAGGGAGACAGUGGAGAGGAAGGAGCAGAGGAUCCAAACAGCGCCCCCAACACGGGCUUCCUGUCCUCCACGUGGUCAUUCAUCAUCACCUUCUUCAUGUCACUCAUCCCGGAGGGACCGCCAAAUGCUGCAAACUGAACCACAGCUCUCCACAGGAGCGCCACCUGUCUAUAAGAGUAGGCUGAAUGCCCUACCUGCUUCGGGAAACCGUUUCUGUUGCAAUACAGUGUUAAAGUUUCCCUCUAGUCGACUUUACUACAUAUCUAAGACUUUGAGCCAAAACGCCAAUGACUGAUUGGUUGACUGAUUGAUUUAUGCUGAAAAGAGAAAGAUGAUCACUUCAUGUGGAGGUUUUUACUGUCAAAUGACAGGAACUUUAGGUUAACUGCUAUAUACAAGGAUUGCUAGUGAUGCCCUCUAAACGUAGUCUGAAUAAUAAAAGUGUCUGCUAAUGCAUUUCUUUAUGUAAUUUAUAAAAUAAGGACGUCAGGCACAUUUGUGAGAAGAAAUAAUUACAGCACUACUUUUGUUAAACAGUCUCUUUAGGUUUUUUUUGUAAGUGGCUGCAAUAUUUGUUGAAAUAGUUUUCUUUGAAUUGAAAUGUUUUUGUAAUUGUGGUUGUAUCCAGAUAACAAAUUUUAAAAGGGGCCACUGUAGUCCAAAAGCUGAUCAUCUGUGAUAACAUACGUGAGCGAGUUUGUUCUGAGAGAUGUUAAAAAAUGUGUUUGAACACAUUGUGUACUCUGUUGAAAAGUUCCCCCGAGUGAUGUCUGCUGAAGAGAAGUGUGAUUUUGUUUACUCAAGUGAAACGAUGCACGCCUGAUUCUCUGGCAGCCUGAAGGAACUGAGUGAAGUAGAAGAACUGGUGUUUAAAGUCAUGUGGCAAAGAGACACUUAAAAAAAACCAAAACCUACUGUUAAAUAAAACCACUGCCACUAUUGAGAGGUCACGUAAGACAAGAACUUAAAACCUUUUUGAGUUUGUGAAAAAUGGCUGCUGCUGUUACAUUUUAACAUGUUGUGUACCAAUAAUAAUAUUCAUGUUUAUUAAACCCUUCAAUCAUGG